Talaromyces proteolyticus is the source of this 2006-nucleotide messenger RNA. RefSeq names its product ankyrin repeat-containing domain protein. The record is from RefSeq and is a predicted model, not a curated record. Gene Ontology annotation, molecular function: protein binding. The coding region runs from base 198 to 1949 and encodes 583 amino acids. The transcript has a single exon. NCBI's taxonomy places the organism in Eukaryota, Fungi, Ascomycota, Eurotiomycetes, Eurotiales, Trichocomaceae.
CGCGACAUGAGAAACACUUUGCUUUUAUCAUCUAAAGUUGUUUCCUAGAUGGUUAGAACGCACAAUAAAAGCGUUGCUUUCGACACCCCAUGAUUUGCAAGUGAUUUGCAGGUAUCGUCUCACCAUAUAUACUCGUACGAUGACCGAUGCUGGGAAUUGUUGAAUUGUUGUGAGCAUCGAAUUUCCAGUUGUCAAGAAUGGGCAGCCUGCUUCGCCUUCCCACUGAACUGCUUCUCGAAAUAGUGUCAUGGAUACUAGCAUCAAAAAAUCGAGUAGACAUCAUCAUCAAAAUCCUGCAUGCUUUUGGGCUGGUCCACCCCCGAAUUUGGGUCCUCAUUGAACGCAGUCUAUAUGCCUUGGAUGUUAGAUACUGCGGGAGUUCGUCCCUACUAUGGGCUGCUACUAAUGGCCAGAAAGCAACGGCCCUCAAAGCACUUGAAUUCGAUGCUAGUCCUAAUUCAGUGGAUAAUAUUUAUAGAUCUGCAUUAUCCAACGCAGCUACGGCAGGACAUAUAGAAAUUGUCAAAUUGCUUUUAGACCAUGAUGCGGAUAUUAAUCUAGGCAAUGAUCUGGCACAAAGCCCGCUAUUCUUUGCUGUGAUCGAAGGCCAUAAAGACGUCGUCGAGCUUAUGCUCGAGAAGAGGCCGCUCUUCGACUUGGACAGAGUUGAUUAUACGGGCCGCACACCUUUGUUCUAUGCAGCUCGCUGGGGCUGGGCGGAUAUUGUCGAUCUUCUACUAUCCAAAGGAGCCGAUCGCACAGUAGGAGAUUUCAAAGGCUCCUACGUAGAGGGCGUGGCUGCAGAGCAUGGUUGUAUUGAUGUUCUGCAGGUAAUAAUGACUUACGACAUGUCGAUGCUGGACAAUCCGAAUGUGGCAAAUCACACGCCACUUGCAUUGGCCACCAAAAAUGGCCAUUUUGAUGCAGUAGAGAUGCUUGUUGAAUGUGGUGCAAAUAUGAAUGCACGAAAUGCGACUGGUCGGACACCGCUUAUUUUGGCUACUCUGGCCAGACACGUCGAAAUCGCAAAAUGCUUAGUCCAAGCCGGGGCAGAUAUAAACGCAACCGAUAAUUUGGACAAUGCGCCUCUUUUCUACGCCAUCAAGCUGGGCAUUGGAGAGCUGAUAACUCUCUACUCCGGCCGCGGAGCUGAACUGGCGCAUGGGAAAUACUACUGGCUUGUUGAUGCCGUUUCUAAAUCUGGUUACAUGAACAGCCUUUGUUGGCUCUUGGACUUAGGUCCAUCUGGGACAUGUGGAUACGGAUCAAUGGUAUUUUACGAUGCACUGUAUGCUGCAAUAAAAUACAAACAAGACGACCUGGUCGAUAGGCUUCUCAUAGGAGACUGCCCAGUGGAUCCAGAGAGACCUUCGGAAAUAGACAAUCCGUACUUCCACUUGAAGACCCCUUUAUGGCUAGCCGUAGAGCAGGGCAACGAGAAACUUGUGCAGAGGCUACUUGCAAAAGGGGCAAAUGCUAACGUUUUUAUUAAUUGGGGUAUUUGUACCUCAAGGGGAAGAAAAGUUGGAAUACUCCUAACUAUGGCUAUUACAAAGGGCAAAGAUACCAUUAUCAGAUCUCUGAUAGAUUACGGCGCCCAUUUUGACCUAGGCGACUCCGCCGAAAUUAAUCCUUUGUAUCGCGUAGUGCGGAAGGAUAAUAUAGAUCUUGUACAGCAUAUGCUUAAAUCUUGGAGUGUGCCUCGUGGCUUCACCCAUAAAAGCAAGCUUCUGACGGAGCAUAUGCUGCGCACGCUAUGGAUGACUGUGAUUGCGAAAGGCAAUCUAGCUAUGGUGAGGCUGCUGCUGGAAUAUGGCGCCGAGCUGUGCAUGCUGUGCUAUUUCAGGAGAGAUGCCUCUGGACAUCUAAGGAAGAUUCAGUAUUUGCCUACAGCCUACGCAUUGAAGAAAGGUGCGGAGGAAAUAGCUGAACUCCUCGAUACAAUGUAAAAAGGAUGAUGGUAAGUUAUGUCACCGUGUGAAGUUGGGAAUAGAGUGAUGAUCAAG